AUGCCGAAGGAGAAGAAGAUGAAGCGCCGGCGCCAGGCGACGACGGCCGAGGCCGCGGGCUCGGGCCAGAACUCGCACGGGCGCACGCUCGCGACGCCCAACACGAGCUUGGGCCAGCAUUUCCUCAAGAACCCGAUGAUCGCGUCCGAGAUUGUCAACAAGGCGGCGAUCCGCGGCACGGACAUUUGCCUCGAAGUCGGUCCUGGUACGGGUAACAUCACGGUCAAGCUCCUCGAGCAGGCCAAGAAGGUCAUCGCUGUCGAAUUCGACCCGCGCAUGAUUGCCGAGGUGCAGAAGCGUGUGCAGAACACGGAGCACGCCAACCACCUCCACAUCAUCCAUGGCGAUGCGAUCAAGGUCCAGCUGCCGUUCUUCGACGUGUGCGUGGCCAACUUGCCGUACCAAAUUUCGUCGCCGUUCGUCUUCAAGCUCCUCGCGCACCGCCCCAUGUUCCGCUGCGCUGUCGUCAUGUUCCAGGAGGAAUUUGCGAAGCGGUUGAGCGCGCGCCCCGGUGACGAACUCUACUGCCGCCUCUCGGUCAACACGCAGCUCCUCGCCAAGGUUGACCAGCUAAUCAAGGUCGGCCGCAACAACUUCCGCCCGCCGCCCAAGGUCGAGUCGCGCGUCGUGCGUAUCGAGCCCAAGAACCCGCCGCCGCCCGUCAACUUUACGGAGUGGGAUGGUAUGGUCAAGAUCAUCUUCAACCGCAAGAACAAGACGCUGCACUCGUGCUUCACGACCAAGUCGGUUCUCAAGAUCCUCGAAGACAACUACCGCACGUACUGCUCGCUCAACAGCUUGGUACUAUGCACAGUCUGGGACAGCAGCAAGGUCUUUAUGAAGUUCAUCGAGAAGCAGCGCGCGUCGCGCUUCGACUUGGCGCUCGCGCAGCACAAGCGCAAGAAGGCGGCAAUCAGCGUCAUUGAGCUUGGCGCUGGGUGCGGCCUCGCAGGCAUUGCCUUCGCUAAGCUCGGCUACCACGUCGUGCUCACAGAUGUCGGGCCCGUCCUGCAAUGGCUCACGCAGAACGUCGCGUCCAACUUUAGCGAGGCCGAGACCGCAGGCCGCGUCUUCGUGCACGAGUACUCGUGGGGCACAUCAUGCGCGUCCGUGUCGUCGCUCCUUCCCGAUACGCCACCCUUUGAUAUCAUUUUGUGCGCCGAUGUCCUCUACGACGUCGCAGCGGUCAAGCCACUGAUCCAGUCGAUCCUCGCCCUCGCCAACCGCAAGACAAUCAUCUACAUUGCCAACGAGCGCCGGAGUCCCGCGACGCGGGCAGAGUUUGUACGCCAUCUCGACGCCGAGUUUGUGUGGAAAGAGAUUUCAAAAGACGACGUCGACCCGGCGUACGACCGCGAGGCCAUCGAGGUGUUUGAAGCGCGGCGCAAGCACUCCAAGAUCCCACUGCACUUGGCGAUCCACGCAUCCGAGGCGGCCAUUGCAACCAUGAUCGAAGAGUAA
This is a messenger RNA of Saprolegnia diclina VS20, 1461 nucleotides long. Its product is annotated as 16S rRNA (-N6/-N6)-dimethyltransferase. The record is from RefSeq and is a predicted model, not a curated record. Gene Ontology annotation, cellular component: mitochondrial matrix. The transcript is spliced from 6 exons. Lineage: Eukaryota; Oomycota; Saprolegniomycetes; Saprolegniales; Saprolegniaceae. Gene Ontology annotation, molecular function: rRNA (adenine-N6,N6-)-dimethyltransferase activity. Gene Ontology annotation, biological process: rRNA methylation. The coding region runs from base 1 to 1461 and encodes 486 amino acids.